Molecule: messenger RNA, 1773 nt
Organism: Hibiscus syriacus
Lineage: Eukaryota; Viridiplantae; Streptophyta; Magnoliopsida; Malvales; Malvaceae
Product: probable serine/threonine-protein kinase PBL15
Exons: 8
Coding region: 386-1537 (383 amino acids)
Biological process (GO): protein phosphorylation
Molecular function (GO): ATP binding; protein kinase activity
Source: RefSeq, a predicted model, not a curated record
AAGUGUAUGAGGCCAUAACUUCUGGAUCGAGUUUCGCUGUUUGUUUUUCAGGAUCAACCUCUAAAACUACAAAAGCAAACAGAAUUUUUUAUUUUUUUUUUGGUUAAAAAAAGGGUUUUUAUGGACAGGAUGAUCUUCAGUGAUAUGGCCUUUUCAUUGUCACUUUGUUGAGAUGCACGAUAUUGAACUCAAAUGUGAGUACUUUGAAAGCAAAUGAGUUGUCUUAUGAUCUGUCAUUCAUAUUUCAGCAGCACUGAACCUUACCAAACAUCAAAUACCAGCCAGUUUGCUUUCUGAAUACUUGUCGGCACUGAAAGUACUAUCAGCGUUGCUCAAUUGCUUUCAUAAGGACCACUUGAUCUCCGGUUCCUGCAACAGGUAAAGAAUGUUGAUAAGGAAGAUGUCAAUGAUUGUGAUAAUAAUUUGUGGAGCUGCAGGGGCGCUUGUGUUCGUGGCUGUAAUCGUAGGAUUCAUUUGGUUUUAUAAAUCAUGUAAGAACUUCUCGAAAAGAAAUUCCGAGACAGGCUCCUCGGAUCCUUCUGCAUUAAUGGAGUGGAAUAAAGGAGCUGGACUUAGUUCAUCAGCUGGACCACAAGGAGCAAGGCAGUUCAGACUGGAAGAGUUGGAACAAGCUACCAAGCAAUUUGCCGAUAGUAAUCUCAUCGGAUUCGGAAGCUUCGGUCCAGUUUAUAAAGGUUGGAUUCGUGACAAUGUUGUGGUUAUAAAAAGACAUCAAGGUGCUCCAAGAGAGGAGUUCAAUGCAGGGGCAAUCUAUCUGUCAGAGAUUCGGCAUCGAAAUUUGGUAACUCUUCUAGGCUACUGUCAAGAAAGAGGAUCUCAAAUAUUGGUUUAUGAAUGUAUACCUAAUGGAAGCAUGUGCAAUCAUCUAUACGAUACUGGACGAGAGGCUCCGACCAGACUAGAGUUCAAGCAGAGGUUAUCAAUAGCUCUGGGGGCUGCUAGAGGUUUAUGCCAUUUGCAUAGCCUGAUACCUCCUUUGAUACAUAAGAAUUUCAAAACGGCCAAUGUCUUGGUUGACGAGAACUUCACCGCUAAGGUUGCAGAUGCAGGGAUCACAAUGUUACUAGAAAAGAUAGAAGAAGCAGGUCCAUCUCAAGGUUCUAGGAUCAAUGUUUUCCGAGAUCCAGAGGUGGAAGCAUUGGGAAGCCUCACAGAAAUGAGUGAUGUCUACAGCUUCGGGGUGUUUCUUAUGGAGCUCAUAACUGGAAGGGAUGAGGCUGUGCACAUCGAUUACCUACGAUCCAAUGACAGCUUAAUUCAGUUGGUACAAUCACAGCUGAGUUCCAAUGAAUUGGUGGAUCGUCGACUUGCUGGAAGCUUUACCAUGGAUGGCAUUAAGGAUGUGAUCAAGCUGACACUAAAAUGCAUGUGUUUUCCUGGAAAACGGAGGCUGAAUAUGAAUAUGAUUGUGGAGGAGCUCGAAAGGAUCAAUGAAAAAGAGAUGGAACUGACUACAGUCACGGGUGAAGGUACUUCAAAAAUUACUCUAGGCAGUGAGCUAUUUGCUUCAAAAUAAAGAGGGGAUUCCAGUGGAGUCUGUUAAACUAUGGCCAAGCUUAGGCUUACAAAGUAAUUAGGAAAAAAGAAGAAAACAUGAACAGUUUAUAAGGAAACAAAAAGGGGGUAGCUGGGUAUGGGUACUGAUAGUGAAGCUACUGUAAAGGAAUGGAAAUGUACAUUAUGGAUUUGAUUUUCCAAAUGAUGCAUAACAUGAUCAGUGAUAUUAAUAUCUCAAGAAAUUAUGAACUUUCU